Messenger RNA from Rubroshorea leprosula, 1211 nucleotides. The record is from the annotation of a GenBank genome assembly. Lineage: Eukaryota; Viridiplantae; Streptophyta; Magnoliopsida; Malvales; Dipterocarpaceae.
UUCUAUGAGAGAAUGGAGUGAAACACAUAAGGGAGUGUUGUGAGAUCCUUUUAUUUUCUAUUUCUAACAUUCCUUUCAGGUUUCAAUCAUGUCAAGCGGUGAUGAUAGAAAACACCAAGUGGAAGAUUCCUUCAUGCUGAAAGCUAUGCAACAACAAUUUCAAAGGCUAGACAUCAUGUUUGGUGAAAUUAAAGACAAAAUGGAAAAGCAAGAUGCAGCCAUUGCCAAGUUAUACCGAAUAAAGAAUGGAAGUCCAAAUUUGCAUAAUCACGAUCUUGCUGACAAUGAUGAAGAUGCAUUCAACGAUGAUGCCCAGAACUCGAAUUUCAGCAUGGACAGAUUUAUGAGAGGCAGCAUCAAGAUGAAGAUUCCUCCAUUUCAAGGCAAAAAUGAUCCAGAUGUGUAUUUGGAGUGGGAAAAGGAGGUGGAAUUGGUGUUUGAUUGCCAUAACUAUUCUGAGGAGAAAAAGGUGAAACUAGCAGCGGUGGAAUUUACUGAUUACACUGUGGUGUGGUGGGAUCAGCUUGUGCUUAGUCGACGUAGAAAUCGAGAGCGUUCUGUUGACACUUGGGAAGAGAUGAAGGUUGUGAUGAGAAAACGGUUUGUUCCUAAUCACUACUACCGCGAUCUCUAUCAACAAUUACAAGGCCUUACUCAAGGGUCCAGAAGCGUUGAGGAUUAUCAUAAGGAGAUGGAAAUCGCAAUGGUUAGAGCGAAUGUCGAAAAGGAUAGAGAAGCAACAAUAGCACGGUUUCUACAUGGUUUAAAUCGUGAUAUAGCUAAUGUGGUGGAACUGCAGCAUUAUGUUGAAUUAGAGGAUAUGGUGCACAUGGCAAUGAAAGUAGAAAGGCAACUCAAGUGUAAAGGUGCCACCACCAGAGCUGGGCAAAAUCCAGGGCAUAUUGCAUCGCAAUGCCCUAAUAAGCACAUGAUAAUCUUGAAAGAGGAUGGAGAAAUUGAAACAAAGGGUGAAUCUGAUGAUGACUCUAUGCCACCAUUGGAAGAUGCUGAUGAUGGCAUGGAAUAUGCUAUUGAUGGAGAACUGCUUGUCACUAAGCGUGCUUUGAAUGUGCAAGCCAAAGAAGAUGAUGAACUAGCAUUGUUUUGGUUGAAAAGCUUAAUUUACCUAUGAAGAAGCAUCCAAGGUCAUGUAAGCUGCAAUGGUUAAAUUAUUGUGGAGAAAUUAAGGUAAAUAAGCAAGUUCUGGUUUC